Colletotrichum scovillei is the source of this 2704-nucleotide messenger RNA. Its product is annotated as cytidylyltransferase. Gene Ontology annotation, cellular component: endoplasmic reticulum membrane. Bases 647 to 1858 code for a protein of 403 amino acids. Gene Ontology annotation, molecular function: ATP-dependent diacylglycerol kinase activity. Lineage: Eukaryota; Fungi; Ascomycota; Sordariomycetes; Glomerellales; Glomerellaceae. The transcript has a single exon. Gene Ontology annotation, biological process: phosphatidic acid biosynthetic process. The record is from RefSeq and is a predicted model, not a curated record.
CCCUAGGUACUAAGGUAAGGUUCUUCGGUUCUACCUGAGGUACAAAGUUCGAGUGCAGAUAAGACGGCUUACCAAAGCAACAGUGCGGCCGGUCCUCAAACACCGUUUGAAUACGUCGCUGCAAGUACUCGGUACCUUGGCCCGCGAAAAAUCCUCUCUCCCAGUCCCCAGGAAUCGGCAGACUCGCAGCACAACAAGACACCGACGAUCCGGCCCAAACACCUCGUCCUUAAACACAUGUCACGCUGCCUGCUGACCGACCGCAUGUCUCCGUGGUCUUCUUCCCCCCCGUACCAACCCGGCUCAACAUGCGGCGGAGUUGCUCUCUGCUGCAUUCUCAAACAUCACCCUGGAUCCAAUAGCCCAACCAGCCUCCAUCCUCCAACCCCAGGCCCAGCAGCAUAGCCAUCAAAGGAAUACCGGUAAUCGCUGUUCACCGGCAGCACCCAUCGCCAUCUACGACACCCACGCCCGCGCCGACUCCGCCUCCGUCUCUCCCGCCUUGGACCCCCACGACUCCCGUUUAUCUAGAAGAGACAGACAUCUCCACUCCUCACUCUGGCCGCUGAGACGACUCUUGUUCCCCUUCCAACGCCUCUUUACGGGAGCUGUCGUCUGUCCUGCACUCCCGCCCUUCCCUUACAACAUGUCGUCCGUCCGCGCCAUACCCUCCACCCCGCGGGUUAUCUCCCCGAGCCCGACACCUUCAGAGAUUGAUGCAGCGUCACAAGAUAACUACUUUGGCCCGGUGACGAGGUCUGCGGCGAAGAAGAGGCGAACAACCCCCCAGCCGCUGGAGGAGCGCGCAGAAGAGGAUGACUACGAGCCAUCGACAAUGCGCAGAUCGCGCACGAGAAGUCGAUCACCCAUCGAGUCCCGCCGAAUCACGCCCAUGACCACGGUCAAGUCGCAGAGCAAGAGAGGCAAAUCGCCCAUCAUCCCGAGCGAACCGAUCACGGAAGAAGUCACCGCCAACGGCGAAGCGAACGGCAAAGCCAAAGCUACGACGGCCAACGGCCACCUGGCUCCUCCCUCUGCCGCUCCUACGGGAUGGAGCUGGCGCGAUUUCAGUCGAAGCCCCAGUCCGCUGGGCUUGAUACCGAUUCACAGGAAGUGGCGGACCUUUGUACACAAGCACGAGGUGCCCAGGAAGAUCUUGCACGUCUCGAUCGGGUUCUUCACUUUGUGGCUCUACGUAUCGGGUAUCCAGACAAGCUCAGUCGCACCGUGGCUCUUUGCUGCGCUGAUGCCCAUCACGACCGCCGACUACCUCCGUCACAACUACGCCUCCUUCAACCGAUUCUACGUCUCGGUCCUCGGCGCGCUGAUGCGUGAGAGCGAAUACGCCGGAUGGAACGGAGUCAUCUUCUACCUGCUUGGCGCGUGGAUUUCGAUGCGCUUCAUGCCCAAGGACGUCGGUGUGAUGGCCAUCCUCCUGCUCAGCUGGUGCGAUACCGCCGCCAGCACCUUUGGCCGCAUGUACGGCGCUUACACCCCGCGCAUCCGCCGCGGCAAGUCGCUUGCAGGCUCCACAGCCGCCUUCCUCGUCGGCAUCGCCUCUUCAUACUUCUUCUGGGGAUGGCUCGCACCGAGAACGGGACCUUUCCCCGGCGACGAAAAUUACCCCUUCAUGUUCACGGGAGCACUGCAUCUACCCCGCACCAUCGCAAGCGCCGUGGGGCUUUCGGACGCUCAGGCUACUAUCACCGGACCGCUAGCGCUCGGAGCCAUGGGUCUGUGGUCUGGAUUUGUGGCGGCCGCCAGUGAGGUGGUGGACAUUUUCGGUUGGGACGAUAACUUGACGAUCCCGGUCCUCAGCGGGGCUGGUAUUUGGGGAUUCCUCAAAAUCUUUGGCUAGAAGGCGGAACUCAUGGGCCGGCGGGGGAAACUAGACGGGCGGAAAGGAACUUUGACUAGCUCACCGACGGCUGCUAGUACACCAAACGGCAAUCAGUAUCAAGAAGAGAGAGUUGGGGGGAGUCGGUGGUUAGGGAAAAAACGGCGCGUCUUCUGCCUCGUAUAAAUGGCUGGCAAUGGCUUUCUACUUUGCAUGAUUAAUCGGCGUUCAUAUCGUGUCCACUGGGAUAAGAGGUAGGGGAUGGGGGCGGGGCAAGGCAUGGUAUGGUAUGGCAAUGGCAAUGGCAUGCGAGGACGGCCGGGGACGAGGAAACAUACCAUCAUCACGACAACGACGGGGUAUCUCGUCCACCAAGUUUGUACACUUUUUUUCAUUUUUGUUUGACGCGAAUACAGGAACGGAAACACCAGGUACGGAAUCAAAGGAGACGUACAGAGGGGACCUGAAGUCCCAAAGCCACGGGUAUAUAUCAGUUAGCUGCUAUUACAAGAUAACGAUAAAAUCAAUCAGAACUAUCCCCCUUCUUACACCUAUUUUAGCCCUGCUGGCUUGGCUUUCCGUCCCCCUCCCUCAUCGUCUCCGUCUCCGUUCGACCCCUCACUUUUUUUCACCCAUCUGACAUGCAUCUUUUCUCGCGCGAUGAUACCGAGUACAAGGACAAGGCCCCGAAGAAGGAGGUUUCUUGUCAAAAAGUAUUGAGGAACCAUCUGAGCGGUCAAACAUCGUCACUGCCUUAGCGUCCUGGGAACGGCAGUGAAAAGGAUCGACCUCCUUGUUGCGACUUGUGAGUUUGAGCUUUGCGUCUUGGCCCUCCCAACUUGAAGUCGCAGAAGCAGCGAGUGAGUG